GUAAGUAUUGAGUCUGUCUGUUCGCCGGUCCGACUGCCAGUCAUAGACUAACUCUGCUUUGCCAUCUUCUUCUUCUGUGGCAGAAAGAAAAGCACAGCACAUGGAGAGGAGAGAGAGAUAGAGUUUUUGGUGGGGGGGGUCUACACAUUUUUUUAUAUCAUUUUUCCUCUUCUGCCAUCUUCUCUCUGCUAUAUAUAUAUUUUUUCUUUAUUUCUGAUGUGUAUGUGUUUGGCUUGGCUACCAGCAAUGGCUCGAUAAGUAGAUAUAUAUACAAUACAUACAUACAUAUAUAUACAUAUAUAUAUGUCUAUAUGUGUGCCAGUCUGUAGGCAAGUUAGACUUGUCUGUGUGUUGUUAAACCUAUUGGCUGACCGCGCCAUUACUUGCUGCUGUGGGAGCUGAGCUGUUUGUUGUUCAUGACAUCUUGGAAAGUGUCUCUGCUAUAACAAGACACACCAUUCCGGCCUUGGCUUGGCUGGAUGGACGACAAAAUGCUCCAUUUUCUCACACCACCAUCACACUCCUCUUCAAACACACCCAUCGCCGCUAUUUUCUUUAUUAUGAAUACCAUUUGAUUUCUCUAGGGGGAGGUAUACAUCCAUCCAUCUAUCCAUCCAUCCAUCCAUCCAUAUAUAUAUAUAUAUAUAUAUAUAUAUAUAUACAUACAUAUAUAUAUAUAUGUGUAUAUAUAUGGUGUUACACGUCUGCCUUGGCACUCAAAUAAUUGUCUCCUACCAAGAGAAAGCAACAAAACAAAGACACCUAGAACCACAAACCCAUCAACCAAAACCUAAAAAGCCGAAUCCAGCCUCCAUAUAUACAUAUGUACUUAUAUAUACACACGUGCGUGUGUCUAUAUAAAUAUAUAUAUGGUCCUAUCUAGUCUUCAACCAUCCUCCGCAUUCAACAUCCAUGCUCCACAGCCAUACAAUAUUGAUUUCGAAUUUUGGCACAAGGCCAGCAAAUACACGGACGUGGAUCAUUCCAAGAUGGAGUCCAUUACUCUGAAGACAUGAAAACCAGAAGACACUUGUCUGCCCCACUGAGAAUUACGGCCAUUUUGUUCCCUACUACAGCAUCAAUGUGUUAAUAGUUGCAAACAUGUACAAGUCCAAUCCAUGCCAGCAUGGAAAGAGGACAUAAUAUGAUGAUGAUGAUGACGAUGAUGAUGAUGAUAUAUAUGUGUGUGUCAUAUAGAGUGUAAAAUAUGAAACUACACCAAGAAAUCAUUAUUUUUUUAAAUACAUACAUUAACAGACUCACACAGACUCACACACCCCACAUACUGACUCACAAACACGCAAGUACGUAUAUAAAGACUUUAUCAGAACUUGAAAUGAGUUUUGUGUUUGAAAGACAAGUCCAAUGAAAAUUUGCUUCUGUACAGAAGAUUUGAACACGUGACGGACUGAACUGUGUGUCUACCACCUCUGCAGUUUACAAUGGAUCGGUGCAGCAACCAAAGAAUUAUCUCUAGCCAGAGUCAUGGUAAACAUCUUUCGAUGAAGCAGUCAUCGCAGCUGCAUAAGCAGAGUGCAUCGAACGUACCUAGCAACAAACAUGUGGCACACAGUGGCAAAAUCUCGUCAUCGGUGGCGUUUGGUUUGUCAAACAACUGCCACAACAGCAGCAACAGCAGUAGCAUAUAUGCCAAGGACUAUUCUCAAAAGUCCUCGAUGAGUACCCCAGUGCCAAGGGCGGCACACACUGGCCCUGAUCCUUCCAUUAGGCAGCAUUCUAACAAUCAUCACAGCACCGGUGACAAUCUGCAGUCGCAGGUAAUCGCUGCACAGCAAAGGCUGAUGCAGUCAACAGGGAGUGCAAGCAGUGCAUCGGACAGGCAAGCACAACAUUUACAGCUGCAGCAAUAUCCUUCUUCUACAACUUCGUCUCAGUCUAUCCACCAUUCGCAUCACCUGCAAGGACCUCUUCUGCCACUGCUGGGGGACACGAUAUUCUCUUGUGACGUGUUCAGCAAAGAAUUUCCGCAACGUCUUUUAGCGACUUCCAGUCCCAUUGCCACACAUCUUGGCGACAACGUCUUUCGGCCCGACCUCUAUGCCAGUCAAUUCAUUCAACCCUGUUAUCUACCACUGGCCCCCGAACAGCUGAUUGGUACCAUGCUGUCAACCACCACCAUACCGUCGACAUCAACAACAUCCACAACCAACAAAACAAACGUCUCUGAAGAACAUACAAUGACAGCAAAUAACAUCUCUAAACAAUACACAAACAGCGAAAGUUCUUCAAAGAAUUACUCUUUGAAUACAAAUCUUGCCUGUAGUAGUAGUAGUAGUAGUAGUGGUAGUAGUAGUAGUGGUAGUAGUGGUGGUGGUAGUCGAGGUGGUGGUGUUAAUAGUAUUAAUAAUAAUAAUAAUAACAGUAACAGUAUACACAGCAACCAUACCUCUUGCAACAGCAGCCACUCUACUACUACUACUACUUCUACUGUUAAUAACAAACACUACAGUUCCAGUCAGACCCAGUUACUUGAGGUACCACAAGUUCAAUCCCAGCACAUAUCACAACAAUCGGGGCAGAACUGUUUAUCAUCUCAACAAUUAAGCAAGCAACAACUACAUCAGUCCCUGGCCCACCAACAGAAUCCACUCUCUUGUGUCAUCGGACAGAGUUCAAAGAAGGUCACCAACUACCAAGCUCACUCCCAGGCCCCUUGCAAAACCCAGCCGCAGCAGCAGCCCCAGAAUCUUCAGAAACCGAAACCACCGAGGAACUCGGAGAGUGACAAGAAUUUGUUUUGUGAUUAUUGCGGGAAAGAAUUUCUUCGAUCUUACUUGCUGUUGAUGCAUCGAAGAACUCAUACGGGAGAGAAACCAUUUGCUUGUGAACUCUGCUCGAAACAGUUUGCUAGAAAAGAUACACUGCAGAGACACCGAAAGAUCCACAUCAUAAAGAUUCCCGAUAAGUUUGACCAAUAUCAGCCGAACAACUAUCCAGAAGAACCAAAGAUAGAAUCGGAAACCAAGAUAAAAAGUAAUUUUAAUUCCGUGGAUAUUUUUGAUCCUUCCGUAAAUGACAUUAACCACCUGCACAGGCUGGGAUUAUCCGUCUGUUCAUCUUUACAACCAAACUGUACCCCUGUGACGGAUGAGAAAGCCAUCUCAGAGUUUCAGAACAGCAGCAUUUCAGUAAAUUCCAUGCUGGAUGGUACAUCGCAAUUGCAAAACUUAUCUGCAACUUCUGAAAAUCAAAUCCAAAAGUUUUCAGUUGAAUCUUCAGACGUGAAGGAAAGUGACUUUUCUGGUCCGAAAAUUUACAGUUGUGACAUUUGUAAGAAACAAUUUGCCCUUCAACAUUAUCUUAACAUCCAUCGACAAAUUCAUUUCAAAGAUAAACCUUUUCAUUGUAAAUUCUGCUCUCACAGCUUCUCAAGGCAAGAUUCAUUGAAACUACACCUGCGAACACACACAGGUGUGAAGCCAUAUCAGUGUGAUGUUUGUCAGAAGUCGUUUGUUCAGCGUUUAUACUUGAAGAUUCACAUGAGGAUCCAUACAGGUGAGAAACCUUACACCUGUGAAUUCUGUAACCAUAGCUUCACACGCCGAGAUUCUUUGACAAUUCAUCGGCGUAGACACACUGGGGAGAAACCAUUCCACUGUGACAUCUGCCGAAAGAAGUUUGCUCAGCGUCUUUAUCUGCAAAUACAUCGCCGAACACAUACAGGUGAAAAGCCAUUUACCUGUGAAAUAUGUAAACAUAGUUUCUCACGCAGAGAUUCGUUAGCUAUUCAUAAACGGACCCACACCGGGGAGAAACCUUUCAAAUGUGAUGUCUGCCUGAAACAAUUUGCACAGAAGCACUAUUUAAGAAUUCAUCAACGUAAACACACAGGUGAGAAAUUGUUUACCUGUGAUAUAUGUUUCACCAAAUUCACUCAGCUGGGCUACCUUGAGGUACACAAAAGGAUACACACGGGCGAGAAACCAUACCAGUGUGACUUGUGCAUUCAGAAGUUUGCUCGAAAAUCCACUCUGAUUAUUCACCGCAGGACACACACCAAUGAAAAGCCAUUCAAGUGCGAAAAGUGUGGAAAAGCUUUUGCUAAGAAAGAUAAACUGAAUUCACACAUUCGAACUCAUAUUAAGAAGAAGCGUUUUGUGUGUGACAUUUGUGAGAAAUGGUUUUCUCGUCGUGAUACGCUGAGGAUACAUCAAAAGUUACACUCCGAUGAGCGACCCUUUCAGUGUGAAAUCUGCCAGAAGGGAUUUGUACAGAAGGACAAACUGCUUUUACAUCAAAGAAUUCACUCAGACAACAAACCAUUCACCUGUGACCUUUGUCCCAAGAAAUUCUAUCAACGCAACGUAUUAGAAAUCCAUCGAAGAACGCAUACAGGUGAGAAACCGUUCCAGUGCGAUUUGUGUCCACAGAGAUUUGCUCGAAAAGAUACCCGUGCAAUUCACCGUCGAAUACACACUGGAGAGAAGCCAUUUUGCUGCAAUAUCUGUGGUGAGAGAUAUGCUCAGCGUGAGAGGUUACGUAUACAUACACACAUUCACACAGGAGAGAAACCUUAUCAAUGUGAUUUUUGCCCCAAACAGUUCUUUCAAAAAAGCACGCUGACAAUACACAGGCGCUGCCACACCAACGAAAGACCUUUGUUUCAAUGUGACGUUUGUUUCAAGGAAUUUGUCCAGCGGGAUUAUUUAACCGUUCACAAACGCAUCCAUACUGGCGAGAAGCCAUAUCAUUGUGAUAUUUGCCUCCAAAAGUUCUCCCGCCGAGACACUUUAUCGACACACAGGAAAACUCACUCCGGCACCAAAGAGUUUCAGUGUGAAAUUUGCUACAAGAAAUUUGCCAACAAAGAUUAUCUGCGAGUUCACCAGCGGACACACACUGGAGAGAAGCCUUUCCAUUGUGAAAUAUGUUUGAAGAAAUUUGCUCGCAGGGACUACCUUCAGGUUCAUAAGAGAUCACACACCGGAGAGAAACCUUUCCAGUGUGACAUUUGCUUCAAACAGUUUGCACAGAAAGAUUACCUUUUAGUGCAUCGAAGAACACACACCGGGGAGAAGCCUUACCACUGUGAUAUGUGUAGUCAGAGAUUUGCUCGACGAGAUUCUUUACAAAGGCAUAAAAAGACUCACCAGCACAUAGGAGGUUUUGUGAAAAUAAAAGACAAUUAUUUGGACACAGAUGACAUAAACGACACAAUCGAGACCUCUCCUCCCCCGCCACCCCCACCGCCUCCACCUCCCUCACAUCCAGUUCCAGCCCCUGCACAUCAGUUAGCGACAACUAGCAACACAGAUGAAUUUCCUCCAGUCAGUAAAUACUUGUGGUUGUGAAAGAGAAAAAAACAUUUUAAUAACUGGACUAACCAACCAGACUCCCUGAACAAUUUUCAUUGCUGAACACUCAAACAACUUUGGUAUUUUUGGUAGGGGGCAAAUAUUAUUCCUAAGUUGUAAAACUAUCUUUGACCCUUUUUUUUCAGUCAAUUUUGAUUUUUCUCUCCACCAGAUUUUGUCUUGCAACAAAAGAGGACAAGUCCCUUUUUAACAACCUUUUUCUUUUUUCUCCAGAAUGUUCUCUCUAAUUCUCAUGGCCCUCUUUUUAUUUACUCAGCACCAAAACUGACCUAAUUCUUGUCCCUUUAUUUUCAUACAAUCUUGUUACAUCCAUUAUGAUUUUUUUUCCAUGCUAGCAUGGGUGGGAUGGCGCUACAAAUUUACAUUCUUACAUGAAUUGUUGGAGAAAAUGAUGUACUGUUUAUUGCCCUUCCUGAUAUCAAGCAGUCAAUCAUGAAAUAAAUGAUGAUAACACAGCUAAAAAUGGACGUCUGUGUGGGUACUUUAAACAACAGGGUACCUUGCUUUAAUAACAAGCUUCUAUAUCUUUCAGUGUCAAGUUUGGAGUUUAAAAGGAAAGAGAUUGUAGAAGUAGUGGCUAUAUAAUGGACUAGGAUGGUGUUCCAGUACUGCAGUUCUUUAGCAUGGAUGUGAAUUAAGGAUUGAAGUCUGCUGUAAAAGAUGGAAACACUGACGAAGAAAAGAAAAGUAAAAUAUCUCACAGCAGACACUGAUUCGUUAUCUGUAAAUAAAUAAUAAAUGGACACAUUCUUAUUCAUUAUAUCUGUGUGUGAGUGUGUGUGUUUAUACAUAUAUAUGUAUAUAUAUAUAUACACACACAUAUGUAUAUAUAUAUAUAUGAUUAUAUAUGCAUGCACAUGUAUUAUAUAAAACGUGUGUGCUUGUGUGUAUGUAUGUGUGUGUGUAUAUAUACAUCCCCCAAAACAAAUGAACUGCCAGUUUUUAAGUUUUUAACAUUUGAAAUGUUAAAUAAAAAUAUUCUAAGUUUUUCACCGAA
Octopus bimaculoides (California two-spot octopus) is the source of this 6333-nucleotide messenger RNA. RefSeq lists its product as uncharacterized. Lineage: Eukaryota; Metazoa; Mollusca; Cephalopoda; Octopoda; Octopodidae. Gene Ontology annotation, molecular function: DNA-binding transcription factor activity, RNA polymerase II-specific; RNA polymerase II cis-regulatory region sequence-specific DNA binding. The record is from RefSeq and is a predicted model, not a curated record. Gene Ontology annotation, biological process: regulation of transcription by RNA polymerase II.